Molecule: messenger RNA, 2013 nt
Organism: Naumovozyma castellii
Lineage: Eukaryota; Fungi; Ascomycota; Saccharomycetes; Saccharomycetales; Saccharomycetaceae
Gene: TMN3
Product: Tmn3p
Exons: 1
Coding region: 1-2013 (670 amino acids)
Source: RefSeq, a predicted model, not a curated record
AUGAGGGUAAGAAAUAGAGCAUUGGUUCUGACACUACUUUGCCUCAUCUCUAUUUAUAUUUUAUUUGGAAAGGGUGUGUACCAGCGAUCUCGAAAGGGUUCUAUCCUAGAAAAUUCUGGUUGGUUACGCCCUAACUAUUAUUCGAAAGGAGACCCUGUUGAGUUAAUUGUCAACAAGGUUGAGUCAGAUUUAACUCAGCUUCCCUAUGCAUAUUACGAUCUACCCUUCACAUGUCCGCCAACAAUGCAUAAGAAACCUUUGCAUCUUUCCUUGAAUGAAAUAAUUCGUGGAGAUCGUAAGUGGCAAAGUGAUUACAUUUUAAACUUUGGCGAAGAUGAUCAAUGUCAUAUUCUAUGUACGAGGAAAACAACGAAAGAGGGAAUGAAGGAAGCCCAAGAAUUGGUAAAGAACGGAUAUGUUGUCCAGUGGUUAAUUGACGAUGAACUACCAGCGGUAACGACUUUUAUUUCUACCACUGAUCACAAGAAGUACUAUGCUUCAGGAUUCCCAUUGGGCUUUGUCGAUCCAGAAACAGGAAAAACAUAUUUAAAUACACAUGUUAUGAUCGUUAUCAGAUACAACACGGUUGACACUAACAAACACACAAUUUUUGGAUUCGAACUAUAUCCAAAAUCCACUGUAGACUUUCAUUGUCCUGGUGCAUCUAAAGAUUACGAACAAUAUGAACUCGUUGUACCGGAGAAUGAUGAUGAUCUCACUUUUAUUCCAUUCACAUAUUCCGUUUAUUGGAGGGAAGAGUAUUUAGUUGAUUGGGAACAUAGGUGGGAUCUAUAUCUGAAUGCCGGGGAACUUUCCAAUGAUAAGAGCAAGCAAUUCCACUGGAUUAGUUUGGCCAAUUCAUUUGGUAUUGUCUUUCUAAUAUCUUCAAUUACUGCUGUUAUCUUAUACAGAACGUUCAAAAUUUCUCGAAGAUCCUUUUCUGAUAUUAGUAAAGAGGAAGAUGAUAAGGGAUCCAUUUAUGUAGUGGCAAGGAAAUGGCUUCUUAAUGAACAGACACCACUAGCAAAUGUAUUGAUAAUUUUUGUCUCUAUGGGAGUUCAAUUUUUAUUUACUGUUCUGGGAUCAUUAAUCAUAUCCUGUUCCUUGAAAAAGUUACACAAUGUGAGAGAUUCUGUAUUGACGAUGGGACUCCUGUGUUUUGUUACUGGGGCCUUUAUGGCCUCCUUUACAGGUGCUCAUCUAUUAAAAAGCAGAGAAGAAAUGUGUUCAGAGUCGCAAAUGAAACCAACUAGAUACUAUCCAGUAUUUGCAUUAUUAUGCGGAUCACUAUUACCAAGCUUUGUAAUGCUCGUGGCCCUUCUCUUGAACUCAAUUGUCUGGGCGCAUGAUUCCACUCAUGCGUUACCAUUUGGGACAGUCCUAUUUUUGAUUUCGGUCUAUUUUGUGGUUUGCAUUCCUCUAAGUUUGCUAGGUGGGUAUAUAGCUGUAAAAUCGACAAACAGCAAGCCUUCUUUCUCAUUUAGCAUUGGGAAUUAUUCCGAUAGGAUCUUUGUCUAUAAGACUAUAACCAUGAGCCCAUCGGUGCUAAUAAACAGACCACUUUCAUCACUAGCAAUCUUGGCCGGUGGUUUAUUUCCCUUUAUUAUAAUAUACGUUGAGCUUCAAUAUGUCUACAAGUCCUUAUGGUUGGAGAAAACUACAUUUUACUAUUUCUAUGGUUUUUUGUUGGCUAAUAUUCUCUUACUUUGCAUUGUAAUAUGUGAAAUAUCUAUCAUUGGUACAUUUAUUUUACUUAAUUCAGCAGACAAGAACUCUAACAAUUGGAGAUGGACCAGUUUUCAGAUUGGUGCUAGCUGUGCAUUUUAUAUGGAGGUGUACUCACUCUAUUACGUCUUCUUUAUCCUUAACAUCCGUGGGUUCUCAUCCAUUUUCAUUUCUGUGUGCUACGGUACACUGUUUAAUAUAAUGUGUGGAUGCGCAACGGGAUCAAUUGCAUGCUUAACCAGCCAUUGGUUUGUGCAGAAAAUUUAUAAGAUGAAAUACCAUAAGUAA